Molecule: messenger RNA, 642 nt
Organism: Paramecium sonneborni
Lineage: Eukaryota; Ciliophora; Oligohymenophorea; Peniculida; Parameciidae
Source: the annotation of a GenBank genome assembly
CUCAUAUGAAAAUUAUUUGUAAUAAGAAUUGAUUAUUGGAAUUAUUGAGAUAAGAGAAUUUUGAAUUCAAACUAUUGAUUUGUUAAACAUAGUUCAAUUUAAGAGAUAUACAUUUAAAGGAGAUUUUUUUUCAGGAGGUAAAUUACAUAUGAGGAGAGUGAUUUUGAUGCAUUUAUAAGAGAAGUAAUGAAAGAGGUAGGUCUAGAUUUGAAAAAAAACUAAAAAUUUUAUAUAGGGUCUUCCUAAUAAUAUAGAAAUAAAGGAUGCUCCAAAAUAAUUUAAUUAAAUAUUGUUCUUAAUUACUAAGUAAUAUAUCAUUAGAAAUGGAUGCCAUUAACCUAUUUGUAUGAUUUGAAUGAUAAAAUUAGCGUAGAGAAUUGCACCUAAUCAUUCUUAUUUGAAACUUUUUUUUUUUGGAGAUUUUCAAAGAUGAUUGAUGAAAUAUUAAGAAACAUUGAUCAUUGUUUAUUUGCAUAGAUAGAUAUAUAAGGAAUGAAGAAUCAAUUAUUUGGAUUUCGUUUUAUAAUAUUUUCAUAAAUGAGUAAUUUAGUAUUAGGUUAUGAUGUGAAUAAAGGAGGACAGAGAAUAUUUUGGAGAUCUAAAAGAUUAGUUAAUUCAAUAGUACACAUUUAAUUGAAUUGA